CUGCUGUGGCGAGGCGUACUGUGACGCUUUUGGGAUCCGCUGUGCGAGUCAGUUGUCUGUUCGCAUCCAACCAGAAAGCAAGUAGGGUCUGUACUAGAGUUUCUUCGGUAAGAAGCCACGAGGUCGUUCGCUGCGUUAGCAAUUUCACGCGAGAGCACGCGCGAGCGUAAAGCAAACAACAAAAAAAUAAAUAUUUGUAUGCAUUAAAUUUCCGACCAGCGGCCAAAACUGCUGUUUAACGUUAAAAGUGAAAUAAAUUACUUGGCAACAACAACUAGCACAACUUUAUCAGCGCUAAAGGAGAGCAGCAAAACACCAAAACAGCGGUUCAGCACUUUAACGGAGUGACAGCGCUGAAGGUUAUUCUAAUAUCACUCUGUUACCAGAACUCAAAAAGACGCGGUACGAGUUGAUACCACUCAACAAAAACGACUUCGCCAAAAUUGCGCAAAAAAUUUCGUACCCCACCAGUUACACAAAUACAGCAAACCUGCACCUCAUAAACGAUCCGUUCACUAUAAUGGAGGGGUUCGUGCAUGACUGGCCCACGCCACCGCCCACAGACAUCCCCCUGCACAUGGAUCUAGUCAGCGAAUUGCAGGGCGAUGGCGGUUUUGAGCCACAGACGCGUGCCAGAUCGAAUACGUGGCCAUGCCCGCGGCCAGAGAACUUUGUGGAACCAUCGGAUGAUUUGGACAGUACGAAGGCGAGUAAUCAGCAAUUGGCGAGCGCAGAUUCGCAACAGACUAUACAGAAUAUAAAUACAGCGAAAAAGAACUCAUCGCGUCGUAAUGCGUGGGGCAAUUUGUCAUAUGCGGAUUUGAUAACGCACGCCAUCGGCUCGGCGACCGACAAGCGGCUAACGCUGAGCCAAAUCUACGAGUGGAUGGUGCAGAAUGUGCCGUAUUUCAAGGAUAAAGGCGACUCGAAUAGCAGUGCCGGCUGGAAGAACUCCAUACGUCACAAUCUCUCGCUACACAAUCGUUUUAUGCGCGUACAAAACGAAGGCACCGGCAAAUCCUCGUGGUGGAUGCUGAAUCCCGAUGCCAAACCCGGCAAAUCGGUGCGUCGACGUGCUGCCUCUAUGGAAACGUCACGCUACGAAAAACGUCGGGGGCGUGCCAAAAAGCGUGUGGAGGCUUUACGUCAGGCGGGCAUAACGGGUCUCAACGAUGCCACACCGUCGCCUAGUAGUAGUGUUAGCGAAGGCUUAGAUCACUUCUCGGAGAGUCCAUUGCACAGUGGCAACUUCCAAUUGUCACCGGAUUUCCGACAACGCGCCUCAUCGAAUGCCAGUUCCUGCGGACGCCUGAGUCCGAUACCAGCACUCAUAGGACUUGAGCCAGAUUGGAGUUUCGGCGGCGAUUACACAAGUACAAGCAUAACGCCAGCACAGGCAGCCUCCAUGGACCAACUCGCUGGCUCAAUUGCGGAGGUCAAACUGCCAAAGGAUAUUCUACAAGGGUUUAGCGCUGCCUCCGGCAUACCCACGCAGCCGCCACCGCCAUACCAGGCGCCACAGACGUACGGCCUGAACGGACCAGUCGUCUCGCAGGGCUACAGCCUACAGGCACAACAAUGCCUGUUGCAUCGCUCGCUGACGUGCAGCUGCUUGCACAACUCACGCGACGGUCUGUCGCCAAAUUCAGUCACCACAACCAUGUCACCCGCCUAUCCGAACAGCGAGCCGUCGUCCGACUCCUUGAACACUUACAGUAAUGUGGUCUUGGACGCCGCCAAUGCCGCUGGCGUUGCGAAUGAUAACGGUGCUAGCUUAAUGGUGCAGCAACAGCAACAACAGCAGCAGCAGCAGCAGCAACAGCAACAACAACAUCAACAGCAACAACAACAACAGCGACAACAGCAGCAGCAGCAACAACAACAGCAGUCACUUAACACAAAUUUGGAAGACAAUAACUGCGCAUCGACGCUCAUCGGUCAGUGCAUGGAGGCGCUUAACAAUGAGCCACAAAUUGACGAAUUUACAUUGGACAGCUUUCAACCUGGUCUCGACUGCAAUCUGGAGGAGUUGAUCCGGCAGGAGAUGAGCAUUGACGGCAUGUUAGACAUCAAUAUACCGUUCACCGCUGACCCCACAAGUGUUGCCAACGAUACGGCGAAUUUGGUUAAUAGCGCCCUCGGCGUUGCGAAUAAUGCGCACCAACAACAACAACAACAGCUGAAUCAGUUGCAGGCUCAGUUACCCCAGCAACAGCAGCAACAAUUGAUGCCAUCACUGUUGAAUAGUAUCGCUAGCAAUAACAACAACAACAAUAAUAACAAUAGUAACAUGUUAGAGUUGCCAACCGCCACACCGACGCAAACAAAUCUAAACGCACGCGUACAAUACUCACAAGCGAGCGUCGUGACGCCACCAUCGUGGGUGCACUAGAGCGGUGCGUGUGCAUGGCGAGUGGCUGUUACUGCGCGCAAUGUGGAGUAAAUUAGUUAUAACUAUAACAACAACAACAUUAUUAGCUAAAUAGAGUGGUAAUCUAAUCGGUGGAUUUUGUAAACACUAGCAAAUGAGAAGUAAAAGAGAAUACUAAUAACGAGUAAUUGGUAGCGAUUGCCCGCCAAACCCGAGUGUAAACGAGGUGCAGCAUGACGAAUGACCCACUGGUGAGGUGGUGGUGACAUUCGAUAUGCAACAGAGUGUACAUAAAUACAUAUGUACGUUUGUUUAAUGUAAAUUGAUCUGCGCCGCAAGUUGGGCAGUCUGGUAGCGCCAAGCCAAUUCAACACUAGAGUUAUGUAUUUGGAUACAUACAUACAUAUAUAAAUAUACUAUAUACACACAUAGCAAUCGGUAGUUGACGAAAUGAUUUAAUCUAUAACCUAACUGUAAAAAUAAUGCCAACGAAUUGCUUUCUACCUUCUACCCACAUUACAACAAAAAUCAGUUUACAAAUAAAAACUGAGUCUAAAUCAAAAAACAACAAAUAAAAAAUAAAAACACAAAAAUAAAUACAGCAAAAAAACUAAAACAAAAAUAAUGGUCAUAUGAAAUAAGCUUAAACAUUGGUUGGAUAACAACAAAAAAACUAUGAAUAAAACAAAAACAAAACAAGGACAAUAGCGACAUUGGAAACGGAUUAGAGCUAACCAACUGCUAGUAUAACCGUAAACAAGCGGAUAGCAUACAGACUCUAUAUGGAAAGCUAAUUUUUCUGGUCCCAUGGUCGAAGCAAAACAAUACAACAUACAUAAUUACAUACAGACAUCUAUAUAAAAAAUUAACUGAAAUUAGCUACAAUAAUGUUUAGUACUAGUAGUAGUAAGAAAUGUGUUUGUAAAAUGUAGGCAACAACAACAAUACUAUAAAUUUUCUGUAAAUAUGCAUGUUAUAACGUCAACUUUAGUUUGUUAAGCAACAAAAAGAAAAACUAAAAUUAACACAUAAAUAUACUUUGUAUUUCUCAGCUAAAAAAUAAUACAAAAAUGUUGUACUAAAAUAUGUGCUAAAUAAUAUAAAAUAAAAUAAAUGAUAAAUAUAGGACGAAAAGAAAACGCUAAAAAUUAUGAUAAAUGGAAUCCUGAAAGCAACGUAAUACGUAAUAUAAUAUAAUUAGCAAAAUUUCAUAAAUAAAAGAAAUAAUUAAUUUUGUCUUGCUUAUAACUUUUUUUUAUAAAAUAACUGUAAUGCAAAGUAUGUAAAACAUUGAAACUGAGCAUAAAAUGUAAAACAUGUUAAUACGUUUAAGUUACAACAACAAAAAAGUGUUUUCAUUAUUUCUAAAAUAAAGAAAAAAACAUAUUUUUAUUUGUGAAAAAUAAGAAAAAGAAAAAUAUUUCAUAUAAAAUAGUAAGCAUAAAUAGCGCGAUAAAUUUAAAUGUUAAAAAUAAAAAAAAAAAUGGUUAAAAGUGUUUAUAAUUUUUCUUUAAGUAGUACAAAAUGUAGAACGGCAACGUCAUAGCUGUAAAAUGUAAGCAUAAAUGUAAGCCAAGCAAAUAUACAAAAAAAAAAAAAUAAAGGAUGAAUGUUUAUUACACUACAAGCAAAAA
Molecule: messenger RNA, 4005 nt
Organism: Bactrocera dorsalis (oriental fruit fly)
Lineage: Eukaryota; Metazoa; Arthropoda; Insecta; Diptera; Tephritidae
Gene: foxo
Product: forkhead box protein O
Exons: 11
Coding region: 521-2392 (623 amino acids)
Biological process (GO): regulation of transcription by RNA polymerase II
Cellular component (GO): nucleus
Molecular function (GO): RNA polymerase II cis-regulatory region sequence-specific DNA binding; DNA-binding transcription factor activity, RNA polymerase II-specific
Source: RefSeq, a predicted model, not a curated record